GAACACGCGUGUGUGCUGUGUGUGUGUGUGUGCGAGUGCGUGCGUGUGUGUGUGUGUGUUUGUUAGUGUGUGAAAGAGCGAGUGAGGUAGAGAGAGAAGAAAACUGCGAAAUCUGUCAAGGUUUUCCUGGCGUUUGGUUAUUCCUCUCGACGCCUGUGCCGCGCUGACUCGGGUCGCGUGCUGGAGGAUGAGUUCAUUUAGCACCAGGGCACUGACGCUUCUGUCGUCGGUGUUUGGGGCGUGCGGGCUGCUCCUGGUUGGUGUGGCUGUGUCGACGGACUACUGGCUGUUAAUGGAAGAGGGUAUUGUCCUGCAGCAGAACCAGACCAAUGAGGUGAAGAUGGCUCUGCAUUCUGGACUCUGGAGGGUCUGUUUUGUGGCUGGGCCAGAGAAGGGGAGAUGUGUGGCAUCUGAAUACUUCACCGAGCCAGAAAUAGAGAUCACUACUGAGAACACAGCCAAUAUACUGAAAAUGGUGAGGACGGCCACCCCCUUCCCGAUGGUCUCACUCCUCUUCGUCUUCACGGCCUUUGUCAUAAGCAACAUCGGCCACAUCCGCCCUCAGCGCACCAUCCUGGCCUUCGUCUCUGGAAUCUUCUUCAUCUUAUCAGGUUUGAGCUUAGUGGUCGGUUUGGUGCUGUACAUCUCCAGUAUCAACGAUGAAGUGAUGAACAGGCCUCGAGAGCCAGAGCAGUUCUUUCACUACCACUACGGCUGGUCGUUUGCCUUUGCUGCCAGCUCCUUCCUGCUCAAAGAGGGUGCUGGGGUCAUGUCUGUAUAUCUCUUCAUGAAGCGCUACGCCGAGGAGGAGAUGUACCGGCCCCACCCUGCGCUGUAUCGCCCCCGUCUGUCUGAAUGCAGCGACUACAGCGGCCAGUACCUGCACCCCGACUCGUGGCCUCCUCCUCAGCGCGGACGCAGCGGCUCCGAGGUGUCCAGCGACAUCUCCAUUCAGCUCAACCAGGCCCCACUGCCUCCGCCCAAAAGCAGCGGGCCCUCCAAUCCGGCCUCUUCCUCGGGCCCCUCCUCCGGGGCCAGCUAUCACCUCCCACCUGCUUCUUCCUCCUCUUCCUCUUCCUAUCCUCACACCAUCCACUCCUCCCAUUCUGGUGGCCACGCCCCUCAGUCCCUCCCAAUGGCCACGCCCCCAUCCGCCGUCCCGCCCCCUCGCUACCACGCACACAUGCGUAUGAGCGCCUCUCCGUGUUAGAGAUUCCUCCGUAUGCGAUACCUAAGCAGAAAUAUGUGCAUAACAUUAGGUAAGAGGAUCACCGGGGCUUUUAGUACUCCAGAGACUACGGGAGAAAAAUGGCAAAAAGGGUGCUAAGUUGAAUAGAGGUUGGCGAGGAAGCACUUCACUUACAAUUCUGUGCCUGAAUGAUGUUUUAACAGAUUUUUAGAGCGAGAAUAAUAAGUGAGGGAAUAGCAUUUAUACAUAUGGAAAGAAUGUAUGGAGGAGGAGGAGGACGAAAAUAGGGAAAAGGUACAAAAUAGUUGAGAACAGUUGUAUCUAAAUUUGUAUGUAAAAUGUUUAAAUCUUAUUGACAGCAUUUUUCAACAUAUAUCAUCAGAAUCAUGAGGCUAUUUCUCCAUUUCUUGUUUAUACAAAAGCAAAAAGACACGAAUGUGCCCGAAAGGUGGCGGAUUUCUUUUAAUGGUGUGGCAGAUUUAUUUGCAUCAUUUCUGUACAUAAUGUAUCAAAAAAACAGCAGUCAUCUAGUGUAGUCCAACAUAUUUACCUGUGUUUUAUCACGUGGGCAAAGGUGCAGGGGGCCCGAUUGGUCCUUUACUAUCAAUUUGUAAUGUUUUUAGAUUUGUACAUCAGGGUAGAUGUUCUACAAAGCUGGCUGAUUAUGUUGUACGCUUGGCCCGCUUGUUUUCUUGUGCUCUCAUGUUCAAAAAAAAAAAAAAAAAACAGAAAAAAUUUUAGCAGUGAUAUAGCACGACACAAAAAGGAAACGUUUGAACAUAUUAAACAUAUUUACCUUCACCUAGAAUGGAGGCUGACUCCUAUAUGAAUGCCAGAGAUCUACUCUCCUUCACUGUUCAGUCAUGCAGCCGUUACUUCUCUUUUAUCACUACAACUAUUAAUUGAAAUGUUUAUUAUACAAAAUGAAUUGUAAACGUGUUAUAUUACAACCGAAGCUAUUGUAAAUCAGUCCUGUGCGUGUUGCAUCAGUGUUUCAGAGAUCGUGUUUUAGAGUAAUAUGGGUUAAUGAAAAAUAAAAACAGAUAUCAUCACGAGGAAGCCUUCGGUAGCACAAAGCUACGGUGUUUAGUUUUCCACCUCGAGUGAACGGUUGUUCUGCCCCUUGUAUCUUGCGCCAUCUUCUGGUCAAGCAUUAAUAGUGCAUCAAAACAAGCACUGAAGUCUUAGCUACAGUAUAUGGAAUCUGUAUUCAAUUCAUUGACUAAAAUGAGGCAGAUGAGUCAGCAUGUCCAUAACUGGUGCCUGCGGAUUCUGCAUCGACUGAGCAAUGCAGUAAAGAGAAUAUGUACAGUAUGAUUAUUACACCACCAAACCCCUUUCCCUAAUAAUACAUGAACAUUGACCGUUGUAGAAAAAUAUCCCUAAAUAAGUAACAAAUAUUAUCAUAAUUUUGUGUUAUGCCCUAUUUUCAUGCACAAAUGCUUGAAAUGUUUUCCAGAGAGUUAUAUCUGAUAGAGUUCAUUAUUGUGUGUAAAUAUUAUAAACAUAAAUAGUUAUAAAGAACAGGACUGGCUCCUGCUGGAUAGUAAAGAAAAACAUAGAAUAGCCAUUUAUAUUAUAGCCAUAUUACAAGUGAAAUAUGCAGACGUGAAAGUAUGACAUAUGGAAAAUUAAAAGAGCGAGAGGAAUGAUUUUGUUUUAACCUAAUAUUUAUUCAAGCAAUGCUGAUGGUACAAAUUUAGUCUGCUUUUAAGUCUCAAGCGUGUAAAUAUCUGUUAUUGUUUCUCGUCUGUUGGUAAUAAUUGCGUUAUAAUGAUCUUUCUGUUCUCACUGUUACAGUUGACAUUUUGACAUUUGUUGUUGUUGCGGUCUACGCUGAGGGUCUGGCUUAUAAAUAUAUGUACCAUUUUGCAUGACAUUUUUUUUUCGUCUUCUCACACUUUUCCUCAUUUUUUUUUUCUUCUUUCUUUCAUUUUUUUCAUUCCUGUGGCUGUGGGGGGUUCUUUGUCUUGAUUUGUCUCUCUUAAAGUCCCAUUAAGCUACAGCUGCCUCUCUCAUUUGACAUGUCUUUUUCUCUUUUACCCCUCAUUUCUCUCUUCUCUCUCUCAACCUUCCAGGCUUUAGUUUUUCAGUUUUCAGUUUUGCAUGCCUUUGCCUUUGCCUUUCAUUCCAUAAUGCCAAAGCAAUUGUGCCUGAUACUUAAGAUGAUGAUGACAGUUAUUAUUAUUAUUACUAUUAUUAUUAUUAAAACUGUGGCAUUUCUUCUUUGUAAUCUGGAAUUUGCUAAAUAAAACUUAAGAAACUGAAAAAAUGUA
This is a messenger RNA of Pimephales promelas (fathead minnow), 3465 nucleotides long. It is a transcript of the gene cacng7a, whose product is annotated as calcium voltage-gated channel auxiliary subunit gamma 7a. Gene Ontology annotation, biological process: neurotransmitter receptor transport, postsynaptic endosome to lysosome; transmission of nerve impulse; calcium ion transport. Gene Ontology annotation, molecular function: channel regulator activity; voltage-gated calcium channel activity. NCBI's taxonomy places the organism in Eukaryota, Metazoa, Chordata, Actinopteri, Cypriniformes, Leuciscidae. Gene Ontology annotation, cellular component: AMPA glutamate receptor complex; postsynaptic density membrane. The record is from RefSeq and is a predicted model, not a curated record.